AUGGCGGAUUUCUCAGAGAAUCAGGGCCCUCCCGCGGCGCCAGACAUGGACCAGCCGUACCUAGCCGUCUGCCCGCCCGCGCCCAUCCUCCGCGUGCCGCCCCGCGAGACCCUCACCGACGGCACCGUCACGCUCCGUCGGUGGCACGCCUCCGACGCCGAUGCGCUGUUCCGCAUCAUCACGGCCUCGCGUGGCCGGCUCGCCGCGUGGAUGCCCUGGGCGGCCCGCAAGGACGCGUACGAGCGGGACGAGGCGGUCGGCUUCACGGCACGGACGUCGAAGCGGUGGGACAGCGACGAGGGCUGGGACUACGCGAUCACGACGUCGGCGGAUGGAGGAGAGGUGGUGAUUGGAUCGUGCGGGCUGCGGCGCAGAGAGGACCACCCAGGCGUGGAUGCAGGGUACUGGCUGGCGGAUGGGCAUACGGGCAAGGGAUACGCGACGAGGGCGGUGCGGAUGCUGACGGAGGAGGCGUUUGAGAUGCUCGCGCCGAGUGUGAGGAUAGUGCACGAUCAGGCGAAUGAGAAGAGUCGCGGGGUGCCGGCGAGGUUGGGCUACGAGUGUCAGGGAGAGGUGGACGCGGAAGGGAAUCCGGAGGGACGGCCGGAUACGGUCUGGGUCAAGUAUCCGGAGCCUCAAAGAGAGUGA
Akanthomyces muscarius is the source of this 648-nucleotide messenger RNA. RefSeq lists its product as uncharacterized. Gene Ontology annotation, molecular function: protein N-terminal-serine acetyltransferase activity; protein-N-terminal-alanine acetyltransferase activity. The transcript has a single exon. The record is from RefSeq and is a predicted model, not a curated record. The coding region runs from base 1 to 648 and encodes 215 amino acids. Lineage: Eukaryota; Fungi; Ascomycota; Sordariomycetes; Hypocreales; Cordycipitaceae. Gene Ontology annotation, cellular component: cytoplasm.